AUGGUGAAACCACUCUCAUUCAAAGGCGACAAGAAGACGAAAAAGAGGAAGCGCGUCGACGUUGCAGAAAAGUUUGGCGACGGCGAGGAUCUACCUUCGGCCAAGCAACCUACCGCUUCGAAGCCCGAGCUGGACGCCCCUGUGGACGACGAUAGCUGGGUGACGGCAGAGGCUACUGGAGAUGUUGUAGGGCCGAUCGUUCUGGUUCUGCCGUCAGAGCCGCCGAGUUGCGUGGCGUGCGAUACAAAUGGCAAGGUCUUUGCAAGCGCGCUGGAGAAUAUCAUCAACGACGACCCUUCCACCGCAGAACCCCACGACGUACGGCAAGUUUGGGUCGCGAAUCGAGUAGCAGGCACAGAGUCGUUUACAUUCAAGGGCCACCAUGGAAGGCAGGUCAAAGAGUACUUGAGUUGCGACAAAUACGGCAUGCUGUCUGCGAAUACAGAAGCGGUAUCACCGCUCGAAUCAUUCCUCGCCAUACCUACCGUCGACACACCAGGCACAUUUCAGAUCCAAACACUACGCGAGACAUUCUUGACCAUCAAGCCAUCUACAUCUUCGAAAUCGAGCGCGCUCCCUGAGGUACGAGGUGACGCAGAAGCUAUUACAUUCAACACGACGCUCCGCAUUCGGAUGCAGGCACGUUUCAAGCCGAAACUGAAGGCGUCAAAAGAGGAGAGGGCUAGGGAGAAAAUCAGUAGGAAGGAGCUUGAGGAGGCUGUUGGCAGGAGGCUAGAGGACGACGAGGUUAAGAAGUUGAAGAAGGCUCGGAGGGAGGGAAAUUAUCACGAGGCUUUGCUGCUCAUCAAGGUCAAGAACAAGCAUGAUAAGUAUAGUUGA
Molecule: messenger RNA, 840 nt
Organism: Drepanopeziza brunnea f. sp. 'multigermtubi' MB_m1
Lineage: Eukaryota; Fungi; Ascomycota; Leotiomycetes; Helotiales; Drepanopezizaceae
Source: RefSeq, a predicted model, not a curated record